Molecule: messenger RNA, 3432 nt
Organism: Dufourea novaeangliae
Lineage: Eukaryota; Metazoa; Arthropoda; Insecta; Hymenoptera; Halictidae
Exons: 20
Coding region: 1-3417 (1138 amino acids)
Biological process (GO): regulation of cilium assembly
Cellular component (GO): centrosome
Source: RefSeq, a predicted model, not a curated record
AUGAAGAAGCGGCGACAGUGCACGCGGAACACGUCCCGUUCGCCAGGAAGUUCACCGACGUCUUUCCUCGAAAGUUUGCCCGUUAAAACAAAAAGCUCGUACGAUCUGAAACGUCGUUGUCUGCAACGUGGCAGCCCGAAAUCGCAGAUAAAGGGCGCAGACUGUACCGUCGAGUCAGUAUUGAAAAGAGAUGCAUUCGGCUCAUUGGAAUCUUUGUUCGAUCUUAAGAAGCCUUUGAACUUACCGGACGUAUACUCGUUAUCGGUCGAAUACCGUCAGGAGGGACAUGUUCCUCCGUUCGAGUCGGGAAAAAAUACUAGAAACUUGUUAGAAUCGAUACCUUUACAACAACGAUCGGAUCUUGAGCCACACAUUCUCGAGCAGAAUAUUUGGCAGUCAUAUGACGAUCGGAAAGGUAAACCGGAAGCGAUCAAGGAGGAGCCAGCCGUUGAAUCGACGGAAUCAGAAGAAAUUAGAAGUUCGAAACCUGUAGAAGAGGAAUCGUCAACUAUGGCUGACAACGAGGCUGACGAGACAGCCACGCAAGAAGCUGAGGCAGAGGAAAAUGAAGAAACGACAGAAGAUACUCCGCAGGAUGAAACCGAUGAAAAACGGGAAAAAGAUAAAACCGUAGACGAUGAAAUAGUUUCCGUGGAGCUUCCGGAUUUUCCACUUCCUUCUGGUGUUGGCGAAGGCGCUCAAAUGAAACCUGGCGGUCGAAAUGAAUCUUUAUUGAGCUCGUCACCUUUGACCGACGCCGCGGUGAUCGAGGAAAUGAAGAAAGCCGACGAACGGUGCGCCGUUAUCAUGAAAGAAAUCGAGGAAUUGAAGCUGGAAAUUGUCGUACUCACAGAGAAGAAAGAAUUAUCGGAGGAGGACACGCAGGCGCUUCGGACUAAGCAGGAGGAAGUAAUGACGAAACUAGCGGAAGUCGAGGAAAUAACACGACAAUUGCAAAAGACAUUGGGUUUGUCCGAUUUCUCGAGCGCAACCUUCUGCAAACUGUUCGACAUCCUACCGUAUCCGCACACGAGACCCAGUUUGGCGCGUAUUAAUCAUAAUAUAGAACAAUAUUCGAAGACCGUCGAAGAAGAAAAGCCAUUGAAGCCUGAGGAUCUAUUCGAUCUGCCUCAAAUCGAAUAUCCAGAGGACAAGCUUCCAAGGGUAAUCGUUUGCGGGCAUACGGAAGACGAAGUUCCAAAGGUUGUGGUGGCGGACAGUAAGAAGAGGGGUAAAGACCGAUCUCUCAAGAAUCUGACGGGGAAAUUGACAGAAUCGUUGACGAUGCAAGAAAAAUUGGCGCUGGAGAAUGCUCAGCUUGAGGGCGGAAAAUACAAAUUAGAGGAGGCAUUAUUGGAGAAGGAUUCAGCGGUCGAGAGCCUUCAGAGGAAGGUAUGCGGGCUACAAGCUGAAAUGCGAAUAGUCGUGAAGGAAAACACGGAACUGACCCGUCAGAUAGCUUCCUUGAAUCAACGUAUCAUCAGCCCUUGCUGUUACCCCUGUUCAGGUGAAAAUCAUUCGCCAGGAUCGAGCCCGUCCCCUUAUCGUUCGUUUUCGUACACCACCACUGCCAGACAGGACGACGACUAUUGCGCGUGCAAGUGCUGUCUUCAACCGCAAUUCGCUGAGACUUUGUCGCCCAACGGCAAUUCUAUAUGCGUGAGACGAAAUAGUCAAACGUUUUUAAACAGCGGAGAUUCACCCAGACUUGCGGGUGGCGCGUCGAGAACAGGGGCUUUACUAAGUGGUGCUUCCUCCCAAGACGAAGAAAUGUGUUGCCGGACUCCCGCAGCUGCUAAGCAAUCAUGCCCGCCGCCACCGCCCAGGGGAACAUGCCCCGAGGAACUGGAGAACCAACUUGCGUCUUAUGGCAACAACACCAAACAGCUACAACAACAAUUAGGCAGCAUGGAAUGGGAAGUGCGUAACAUGCAGAUAGAACUUGCGAACGUGCAACGGGAGCGUCAGCAGUUGGAGCAGCAACGUAAGUUGCUGAAAUGCACCGGUCCCUGCGCACCUUGCGGUUGUUGUCCACCACCGCCAGGAAACCUUCAAGCUUCCGGUUCACCGCCUUACAUACCGCCCACGCUACCACCACAGCCGCCACCACCGUCAUCCGCGCCUCUUCCCAAGAUGCCACCCGCGCCAUCCUCAACCUGUACUGGUCCCUGUAUAAACGCGCCUAUGGGCGCCAGCACGUGUCCUCAGCAGCAGUUGCGUGAUCUUCGCGAGCAAUACGCGCGUCUGCAGGACGAUUACAAAAAUAAAUUAUGCGAGGUUUCGUGUUUAAGAACGGACGCCGAGAAGCUUAAGCAACAAACACGCGAGGCGAUCGAGGAGAGAGAGAAGUUAGACAUCAAACUGAUAGACGCUCAGGAACGUUUAAAAGCGAUCGAGGCUGAGAAAGACAAAUACGAAGGUUUUAAGGAGCAAAUGGUCGAGCACGAGCAACAAUUGAUCGUUAUUAAACAACGUUUCCGGGAAUCGCAAGACGAAGUGGAAGAAUUGCGAUCACUGAUACAAGAUCAAUCCGCGCAGCUCGAGGAUUAUCGUAAUAAAUAUUUACAGGCGCAACAACAAGUCGAAGAGCAACGCCGUCAACUCGACCUCAUGGAAAUGGAUAACGCGCGAAUGAACGAGAACGUGACAUUAGAAAUUGGUCGUGUUAAGAAUCAAUUCCAAGAGAAACUCGCUGAAUUAGCACCGCUGCCGGAUCUUCUGAAGCAAACGCAGGUAAAGUUGCAGGAAGCGCAACAGAUGCGUUUGGUCGCCGAAAGGAACUACGAGGAUCUCACGCGGGAGCUAAUCGGGUGCAAAGACAAGGUCCAAACUUUGCAAAAUCAGUUGGAUGUUCUGCGCAACGAGUAUCAAGCUCUUCAGGAGGAAAGAGGCAGUGGUACAGGACGGUUCGAAGAACUGGAAAAGAAGAAUUCUGAAUUACGGCACGAGAAUGAACGCAUGAAGAAUACACUCGCCAGAUUCGAGGAGCACGAAGCGCAGUUGCAGAAACGGAUCGACGAGAAGAUGCACGAAAUUACUCAGUUGACGGCGAUGCUUGAUCAGGUUCGAGAAGACUCGGCCAGACAGGUAGCAAGGACGAAAGAAAGAUGCGAGACUGUGAGAAGAUCGAUGCAAGGUCAGAUAGCAGAGAUGGAGAGACAGCUGGCUCAGUGCAGAGCCACUGCGAGAGCUGCACAGAAGGACAGAGAUGAAAUUAGACAAAAGAUGCAAGGUCAAAUAAACAACCUAAACGAGGCUUUCGAGCAGGCUCAAGGACGUAUAAGGUCACUCCAAGGUCACGUAAAUUAUUUGAAGACAUCGUACAGUAAUAUCUUUAAGGGUCAAGGGGAGGCACCUCCUGGUGUUUUGCCUGGCGAACCCGGCGCAGGAUUUGAUUCCUGUGACUGCAAUUACUAAUAGGAGAUUUAUGCU